Messenger RNA from Diospyros lotus (date-plum), 2833 nucleotides. RefSeq lists its product as uncharacterized. Gene Ontology annotation, molecular function: DNA-directed DNA polymerase activity; chromatin binding. Gene Ontology annotation, biological process: error-prone translesion synthesis; response to UV; mitochondrial DNA replication. Gene Ontology annotation, cellular component: mitochondrial matrix; nucleus. The record is from RefSeq and is a predicted model, not a curated record. The coding region runs from base 57 to 1808 and encodes 583 amino acids. NCBI's taxonomy places the organism in Eukaryota, Viridiplantae, Streptophyta, Magnoliopsida, Ericales, Ebenaceae. The transcript has 16 exons.
AAUCCAGCCGAUUCGCAUAGUGUUCCGCCAGCGAAGUAGAAGAAGAUUUUCAAGGCAUGGACGUCGUCGAUCGAUUGUUCCAGUCCUUCAAAUGUGGUGUCUCUCCUCCUCAGUCUGCUGUCAGAGAGAGCAAAAGGAACAAAUGCAAACUGAAUCAAGUGAGUUCAGAAGAGUUCUUAGGGUAUUCUCAUACUCCAUCUUCGGGAUCACGGAAAAAGAGACAGAAACAUGCUGCAGAUGUGCAAGAAGUUGGUGCAACUACAGCUAAAGCAAUCAAUUUUAGCAAAACAAAGCAUCUCUCUCCAAUUGUGUUCUAUGGUUCUCCACAUGGCGUGCCUCCAAAAAGACCAACCAGUUUGCUGCGAUUGUUACGUGAAAUCCACAUUCAUCUUGAUGAACAGAAAAAUUUAAGAGAGAAAGUUUGGGCUACAUUCCCUAAGCAGGAUGAGGCUAUAAAGUAUGCAAGAGAGCACGGAAAUGUUCAUGUUUUCAGUUACCAAGAUCAUAUGAACGGACAGAGGAGGUUCCUCGUCUCAACAUAUGGACAGUUUUGGCAGAGGUACAAAAACAUGAAUCCUAAAUUCCGCCACCAUUAUGAAGUGAUUCAAGAGGGAUUACCAUGCCACCUAUAUUUUGAUUUGGAGUUCAAUAAGAGGGAUAAUAUUGAAAAGAAUGGGGACGAGAUGGUUGAUCUCCUCAUAUCUGUUGUUUUUGAUGCCUUAUUUGAGAAAUACUCUAUUGAAGGAGACCAUGGCUGGAUAGUAGAACUUGAUUCUUCUACUGAAGCAGAAAAGUUUUCUCGUCAUUUAAUAAUCCGCAUAAAGAAGACUGCUUUUAAGGACAAUACACAUGCCGGUGCCUUUGUUGCUGAGAUAUGCUCACGGAUUAUUAGUGGAAGGGAGAGUGAUGGAAAAUUAGAAAAGUUGUUUGUCUUAAAAGACUCAGGCUCCACUGGUAACCCAUGCCAUCUUUUUGUGGAUACUGCUGUCUACUCUAGAAACCGUUGCUUUCGCUUACCUCUAUCAUCAAAAGCUGGGAAGACUUCUGUUCUUCUACCUACGGGGCGUUUUAAAUGCAAGAACAUGAGCGAGGAGGAUGUGUUCUUGGCAUCCUUGAUAUGCAAUAUGGAUGUUGACUGUGAGAAGCUUCUGACCUGCAAAAUGGAUGUAGAUUGUGUGAAGGCGUUGCACUUUGAUACAGAGAUAAACAAUGGUUUUCAAAUGCAAUCAGGUCUGUCUCAAGAAUUCACUUUGAGUUCUGGCAGAGGUCAAGUUUCAAGAACUUAUUUGAUGGGAAAAUCACCAUUUCCAGCCUUGGACAUUUUUGUGGAAUCUGUUGGCUCCAUCGGGGAUGUGUCAGGAAAAAUCCGAAGUUGGUAUUGGUUCUCUGAGUACGGAUUGAUGGUCUAUAGCAUGUCAAGAAAUAGAUACUGUGAACGGAUUGGUAGACCACAUAAAAGCAAUCAUGUGAUUUAUGUUGUUGACCUCCAAAGGGCUGUGUACUAUCAGAAAUGCCAUGAUCCGGAUUGCAGAGGUUACCGAUCCCCUCUUCGUCCAGUCCCUAAAGAUGUUCUUCCUGAUGCUUCAGUUUUCUUCAGUUCUCUUGGGCAUAAUAAUGGCUCCUUGGACAGGAAUCUUGAAUGUCAACUUGUUGAAAAUGGUCAGGAGCAUAUAACAUUUUGUGGUGAUGAAAACAUGACAGACAGCUGCAAGAAACAAGGAUGGUGGCUUGAAGCUGCAAGAGUUGCAGAAAAAAUGGAGAAUAUGUGUAAAACACUCGAUCUCAGUGAAAUGAAAGUCCUCAAAUAGAAUACUACAUUACUCUUUUCAGUUUGUACUGUUCUUAACAUGAGAAUAACGCCUGAUGGAGAUGAAGAGGACUGGUGGAUGGCAGUUGAAAGGACUGCAUUUCAGGCUGAACUAACCUACACUUAAAAUUUGAUUCCAUACUUCCAUCGCCCUUAUAUUUGAUGUGGAGGUGAUAAGAACUCAGACGCAAGAAGAAAGUGGUCAGCUAGCAGUUGAUGUGGGAUGUACAAUCAUGACAUUCAUACUUGAGGAAUGCCAAGUGUGAAUCUACAAAAUUCAUGUAAAGAAGUAAUCCGUCAUAUGCACUACUUCUUUGUAUAUAUCUUACCUGACCUUUCUUGACGUGUACCACGGAAAAGAAAGCUGUUAAUUUUGCAGAGUUGCAGAAUGCAGACAUUAUGUAGCAGAAUUGAGACGCUGAAUUCUUUUAUCCUAAUUCACAGGGGGGGCCCUUAAGCAUAAGAGUCAGUGAUGAGCUGUUGAGAGGUACUGAUAAGUUGUCUAGAGCUGCUAAUUAAGUUACAGAAAAAUUUGAAAUACAUAAUUUCUCUUUAGAUUCACUUGUAGUGCUUGUAUUUUUGGACCCUUCUUAAGAAUGACUUGUCAAGCUGAUUGCACUGGGUGGGUAAAAUGAGAUUUUUUUUCCUAAUGUCACAAGUCCUUUCAAAUUUAUAAUAUAAAUAAUCGAGAAAUCAACUUAGCAGCUAGGGGAGAUUUAUUAUGAGAGAACUUGAAUUUGAGAAUUUUUUUUGAACAUUUUAAUACAACUUAUCACUUGAACUACAAUCUUUCUUAAUGGUCAUUUAGUAAAUUUAAAGUUUAUGGUUAUUAUUGUUGUAAUUGUGUAAUUGGGAUGAUCUUAUUUAAUUUUCCUCUUUUAUGUUAUUCUUCUUUCCCAAAACUUACCAUGAAGUUAAUAGUUGAAUUUCUUGCUCUUGCUGUCAAGAUGAUAAGGUGAACUAGUUAAUGAGUAGAGAGAUUUUGAUUGUGAUGUAUAUUUUGUUUUAGAUCCCAUCUCUUUUUUU